UUCUAUUAUAGGCCUACAAUAUUCAUGGUAACACAUUGACAGCUGGACUACUGGUAAGCCUAUUCUGAACUACAAGUAGGCCUAUUCGGGAAAGGAGAUAUAUAUUUAUUCUGGAUUACAUGUGGUAGGCCUGAAACCAGUGUUCUUCAAAGAACUAUUUAAAGGCAUGUUCAGAUUUCGUCUUUGGAUUUCGUACGCACUUCUGUUAAUUUUCACUUGGUACACCUGUCUCAAAGUUUGUUAUGGAUCGCCGGAUGAGAAGCGGUUGCUAAGGGAUAUCAUGGCAAACUAUAGCUCAGUUGUACGUCCAGUAAAUAAUGUUAAAGACAACGUAACUGUUAAAUUUGGAGUGGCUAUAAAUCAGAUCAUCGAUAUGGACGAAAAACAUCAGAUAAUUACAAUUAAUGUUUGGAUUAGGAUGCAAUGGACGGAUGAUAACUUCUACUGGAAUGCAUCACAUUAUGGAGAAAGUGGAGUAUUAACAUUACCCCCAGCGUCUGUCUGGAAGCCGGAUAUCGUUCUGUACACUAAUGUCGACAGCGGCUUCAAUGGCAUGAUGGAAACCAGUGUUUCGGCAUAUUCGAACGGUAUUGUUGUUUGGAACGCUCCAGCAAUUUACAGAAGUACUUGCAAAAUUGACGUCAGAUACUUCCCAUUUGAUGAACAAAUGUGCGUCUUAAAGUUCGGCUCAUGGGCCUACCAUGGCUUCCAAUUGGACAUCGUCAACAGGUCGAUAGCCGGAGACAUCUCCACCUUCAUCGACAACGGCGAAUGGAUACUUAUCGGUAUGCCUGUCAAACGAAACGUGUAUUAUUACAAUUGUUGUUCUGAGCCAUAUCCCACCGUCGAGUUCACAAUGAUUAUCAGAAGAAGGCCACUGUUUUACCUGUUCAACCUGUUGAUCCCAUGUAUGCUGAUUACCAUGUUGACUUUGCUUGAUUUUUAUCUACCAGCUGAGGCAGGUGAGAAGGUGACGCUAGCGAUCACUAUUCUCCUAGCUCUUACUGUGUUCCUACUUCUAGUAGCGGAGACGAUGCCACCGACGUCGGAAACAGUUCCGCUAAUCGGUCAGUAUUUUGCCGCAAGCAUUUUUCUGGUCUCCGUGUCGACAGUGAUGACUGUAUAUGUUCUACACAUACACUAUCGUUUGCCAGGCACAAAACCUGUGCCGCGUUGGAUGCGCGUAUGGAUCAUUGGGCGUCUGGGGUCCUUAAUUUGUAUGAAUAAAGACUUCAGAGUAAACCCAGAACCAAGUGAAUCAAAUGCCGAGAAAAUGGUCGUCGAGAACAAUCUUUUAGUCAAACAUACCCAUGAAAUGACUGAACACACAAUAAAGAUCGAUAACACACAGCCCUCAAUACAUUACAAAGAUUUUGAGAAAGCUGUAGAAAGCAUCGUCACAGAGUUGAAGCACUUAAGGGAAAUAAGCGAGCAAAAAGAUAGAGAAGACGACAUCUUAGCAGAAUGGAAGAAAUUAGCUAUGGUCAUAGAUCGACUAUUUUUCUGGAUUUUCUUAAUAUCUGCAGUUUCUUGUACUGCGGGUAUCUUGUUACAAAAUAAGCCUUUCACAGAUUUGUAUUUGUAGUACCGGUACUGUAUAUAUAUAUACAGUACAUAUACAUUUGCCGUAUUAAAGUUUAGGUUGGUAUGACCAUGGCGCCUAACACCUAAAUAUUUUAAAAGUUUAAUAUAGUUAUCGUGUACAAAAGACCACACCUUACAUCCACAACCUCAACCAACAACCCACAACAUCUGACCAUGGAGAUAAUUAUAACUCAUGCUCUAAUGUAGAGAAAUGACAAAGGCAUUAAAGUGCUAGAGAUAUCAUGUUAGAAAAAUGUACCAACUAUAUAAUUUUAUGUUGACCGUGGAUAUAUUGAUAAAUAAGAUGUACAGGUUCAUAUUAGUACUGUAUAAAUUAAUCUUCACUGACUUUUUACGAUGUUUUCGUAGUCCCAUUUCAUGUUUAAUGUUUGUAAUACAAAAUUAAUAUGUUUUUAAUCAAAUUUUAUAUUUUGUAUAUUUAUUUAAUCUAUUGUAUAAUGACAUUCAAAUUUUGACUGAAUCUCGUUGUCACAAUAAACAUUUCUUGUUUUUAUUUUAAUUCUUUAAUUUCAUAGUUUGUCACAAAUGGUAAGUCUAGGAAGUUGUAAGAACACUUAAUAAUUAUAUAGUCUGCCACAUAAUCUAGAAGAAUCUCUACCAUUCAAUUAAAUUAUUGAAUGGCCCAAUUAAAAGGAUCAUUUACAGUAAGUUAUAAUUUACAAUAAUAAACUUGUAACUCAAUCAGUUUUCGUUGAUUUACUAUUAAAAAAAAAGCACCGAGCAUAUCAUUUUAGGAUUGAUGUAUGUCUUUCGGACUUGGACAACUCUACGGUUAAAUUCUGACCAUAAGAUCAAUCAAUCAAUCAAUCUUUAUUUUUUCAAACAACAACAUAAACUUCACAACAAGGUAUAAAAUACAAUUAAACAAUCGAGAUUAAUAAAAAAAAAACUUGACAAUUCAUGAAAAAGUUUGUCUGAAACAUUUUAAAAGCAUGCAUGUAGACCUAUAUAUUGCUUUGAGAUUAUAAAUUUUAUUAUCUCCGCCAGGAAGAUAUAUAUGUUUUCAGUCGUGUAAGUUUGUGUGUGUGGGUAUGUCACAUUUUGGUGUUUUCGUGUGGUUUAUUGUGUUCAAAAUAUCUCAAAAACGGCUGCACAGACAUCAUCGAAAAUAACAGGGAGUGUUAGGUAUAACCCAAUGAAGAAAUGAUUAAAUUUUGGUGACGGUUUUCAGUAGGGUGUGGAUGUGAGGACCAUUUACAGGGAUUUAAUUUAAGCAAACGUUCAAGACAAGAUAUUUCAAAUACUAAUCAACUGAUAUGAAUGAAAUGUUUGUGAAAGUUACAAGGAAGAAAUUAUUAAGUGUUGGUGACAACCCAAAUUUGGGUUUGAACUGGAGAGUCAUUAAAAUGUUACGGUCCUGCA
Messenger RNA from Anneissia japonica, 2967 nucleotides. RefSeq names its product neuronal acetylcholine receptor subunit alpha-10-like. Lineage: Eukaryota; Metazoa; Echinodermata; Crinoidea; Comatulida; Comatulidae. Bases 167 to 1585 code for a protein of 472 amino acids. Gene Ontology annotation, biological process: regulation of membrane potential; nervous system process; signal transduction. The transcript has 6 exons. The record is from RefSeq and is a predicted model, not a curated record. Gene Ontology annotation, molecular function: transmembrane signaling receptor activity; acetylcholine-gated monoatomic cation-selective channel activity. Gene Ontology annotation, cellular component: postsynaptic membrane; synapse; neuron projection.